AAAAAACCAAAAACAAAAUAAAAAACAUUUUAAUUGAAAUAAAAAAAUAAAAAUAAAAAAAACCAGGAAAAACACAAUGGCUCACCAGUGCGACCUCAACAAUAAUUACGUCAAUUACACAAGUGCUUAUGCAAAUACCAAUGCCACCUUCGAUCGCGAUUCUAAUUCGACUCUGGCAGCCCCAAAUUCUAAGCUCACGUCAAGUCAAUUUACGGCUAAAUUGAUUGUCGGGUCUGCUAUUAACGAGCGAAGGGAAAAAGAGAAAUCCAGGCUUUCUUUGGCACAUGCGAGCGAACGCCGAAAUUAAUAACAUGUUUUUCUUUUCUUUCCUUUUUUUUUUUUUGGUUUAUUUUUAUAUAAAUGAGUUAUAUAUAUAUAUAUAUAUAUAUAUAUCCAUAUAUAUACAUAUAUAUGGAAACAAGUGUCUACAUAUGUUCAUUAUUUUAUUAGAAGCGGUGAAAAAUGCUCCAAUUUUUAGGAGAUCUCUUUCAGAGAGUUGUAUGUUCAAUGUUUGUUUAUAGUUUAUAUUGUUUUUCAUGAAAUUUUUUUUUAUGAAAAAAUAUUCGUUAUGUAUUUUGUUUUUCGUUAUUUUUUUUAAUAUAAAUUAUAUAUAUCACUAUAGAUAUAAAUGAUCAUUUUGUUAUGGUACGACCUGUUUAUCGUCUCUGUUGUAUAAAUGAAGUUUACCAUUAUAUUGUCUGUCCGUGAUUCGAUCGAAAGGGAGGCGGGGAGAGAGAGAAAGAGAGAGAGGGAGAGAGAGAGAGAGCGAAGAAGAAACAAACACUCCACAAAUUGGUGCCUUUUCCUCAAAGCAUUUUAAUUAUCAUUUAAUUCGCAAGCCUUCUCAGACUAUGUCAUCAUAUAUGUAUAUUUAUAUAUAUAUAUAUAUAUAUAUAUAUAUAUAUCUUACACAUAUAUGUAACAAUGAAAGGGUAGCGGUCAACUAACUAAUAACAUUACCCUACUCGCAUCAAACGGACACCAAUGUAUUUGUGUACUUUAUGCCGUUAAUGGCCUCUUAUUGAAUAAUUUAUUAUCCCGUGCAAUAUAAAU
Messenger RNA from Glossina fuscipes, 1053 nucleotides. RefSeq lists its product as uncharacterized. Bases 77 to 307 code for a protein of 76 amino acids. Lineage: Eukaryota; Metazoa; Arthropoda; Insecta; Diptera; Glossinidae. The transcript has a single exon. The record is from RefSeq and is a predicted model, not a curated record.